AGCCUGGUGAUGGUGCACCUGUUACACCUGAGCGAGGACAGCAACAACCCACAAACAGAGAGCCUCAACACACCGGGGUGUUCACUGUGAUACCUCCAAAUGAAUCCCAACGAAGGAAAACAAUAUUGAUAAGCCAAAAAGAAGAAGAGGACCUUAAGAGAUGGAAAGAAGCAAACAGACCGUCAUCUGUGCACACAAAUCCAGAAAAACUGGGUGGUCAUGUGACAUUGGCUGAAGCCAGAGAGAAGCAAUCUGCAGACUUACGUUCCUCCAAAUUGCGGAAGAAGCUAAUGAAGGCGGAGUGUGACAAGAAGAGGAGACAAGAAGAGGAAGAGGAGCUGGAGAAGAUGAAGGCUGUACAGAGAGAAAAGGCGGAGCAGCAGGAGCAGAGGAGGCGACAGGAGGAGCAGAGGAGGCGAGAGCUUCAUCGGCAGGAUCACCUCAGGUCAGAGCGGGAUCGGAUUCACUCGGGUCUCGUCACUGUCACCGUGUGGUAUCGUGUUGUUUUGUGUUCUUGCGUUGUGUUGUGUGCCUUCUUGCUCUGCAGCAGAUCUGUGUCAGAGAUGGAGCAUCAGAUGACACCAUUACCUCUGCUGACCUAUAAUUAUCGCUGCAGUUUUUAGCAAGAUGCAUUUUCUGUUGGCAGACAGACAAAGAAAUAAAAUCAUAUCAGUCGUAAAUAAACACAGACAGGCAACACAAGGUCGACCUCUGAAUGCCCUCGUUUACCUUUUUAUUACUGUAAGGAGUUUUACUGCUGCUUUUCGCUCUGAUGCUUGGAAAAGUUACUGAAUGAAUGAAUAACUCCCAGAGAGUGUCUCUGGUUUCAGAACUGAAGCCCAAACUGAAGUGCCUUCAGUCUGCAUUCUUUGUAAUGGCCAGCAGGGGGCGACUUCCAUAGUUGCAAAUAGAAGUCUGAUUGUAUAGAAACUGAACCUUCUUCUCAGUAGAUGUAAUUAUUUUCCUAACGAGUUUAUGGUCUCAAACUCAAGUUUCAAGUGACUUUAGUACAUUUUGUUCCCAUCAAGAUUAAAAUGGAUGAUGAAGAAGGUCCUGUCACCCAGAAUAAGGACGCAACAAUUUGUAUUCAUCCUCUUGUCUAAAUAAUAGGGCUGACCCCAUAUAUAAUAGUUGUCUCACAGUCAAGCACAUGGAGGAUUCCAUUCCAGCUAUAAGGGGGUGUUUAAUGUCUACUGUCAUUUUACAUGGAUGGUAAGUGAAAAGACGUUUUAUUGUUUGACGCUGGUCUGACUCGGACACACUGGCUUGUCAUGUCCUAUCAUAGAAUACAAUGUUUUUCCAAGAUUAGAAGACAGAUAGUUUAAAGAUGCAGAUUUGUUUGGACCAGAGAAGGUAGGCGGUUUUAAGGCACCCUCACACGGCCGUUUUGGAUGUCCCUCG
Molecule: messenger RNA, 1401 nt
Organism: Labrus bergylta (ballan wrasse)
Lineage: Eukaryota; Metazoa; Chordata; Actinopteri; Labriformes; Labridae
Source: RefSeq, a predicted model, not a curated record